AUGGACAACUUAAGAGGCAAGGUGGUAUUCGUCGCCGGCGGCUCGACCGGACUAGGCAAAGCCAUCGCCAUGAGCGUGGCCGCCAGGGGGGCCGACGUCACCAUCUUUGCUCGGAGACAGGCGGUGCUCGAUAAGGCGCAAACCGACAUCGUCGAGGCGGCCGCCCAUCCGGACCAACAAGUGCGCGCGGUGUCGCUGGACCUGUCCGAUGCCUCGCAGGCGAGUCUUCCAGACACAUCCCGUCUCUUCCAUGUGUCUGUUGUUUCUAACCCUGUUUGGCAGUGUGAGCACGUCUUUGGGGUCCAGCCGCGGCUCCCCGAUGUCUUGUACUGCGUCGCCGGCGGCUGCGUCUCCGAGCUGGGCUUCUUCAUCGACCUCCCCGCCGCCGCCCUCGAGAGCUGCAUGCGGAAGAACUACCUCACCAGCGCCUAUCCCGCCCACGCGCUGCUCCGGCUCUGGACGCGCGACGACCGUCGUCAGGGCCAGCCCUCGUCGGCGCGGCCAAAGCUGCGGCAGCUGGUCUUCAUCAGCAGCGCCGCUGCCUUUGCCAACGUCCCCGGCUACGCGGCCUACACACCCGCAAAAUGCGCUCAGCGCGCGCUGGCCGACACGUUGCGCCAAGAGGCCGUGGCUUACUCGAACGCAGCGUCCAGUUACACGGUACACUGUGCCUUCCCGGCCACGGUGCUCACCGACACGUUCUUCGAGGAGCAGAGGGGCAAACCGGCGCUCACGAAGCGGAUCGAGUCAACGGACGCCACGGCGGACAAGCUGCGGGCCAAGUACCCGUCGGCGCGGGACGUAGGCGAGGCCAUCGUGUGCGCCUCCGUUGACUGCCGGGGCGCCGGCGCCGGCGCCAGCGACUUUUGCAUCUGCACCGACUUCGAUACCUCGGUCCUGUGGAGCGGCAUGGUCGGGCCGAGCACCAAGAGGGGCUGGGGCCUGGUCGACUCCUUCUUGGCCCUGGUCUCGGGCCUCGUCGUGUGGCCCCUCCUACGACGGUCCUGGAACCGUAUGUGUGCGGAGGCCGGCGCGUCUGGCGAGGCGGGAAAGACCUAA
Molecule: messenger RNA, 1059 nt
Organism: Colletotrichum destructivum
Lineage: Eukaryota; Fungi; Ascomycota; Sordariomycetes; Glomerellales; Glomerellaceae
Product: Putative short-chain dehydrogenase/reductase SDR, NAD(P)-binding domain superfamily
Exons: 4
Coding region: 1-1059 (352 amino acids)
Biological process (GO): sphingolipid biosynthetic process
Cellular component (GO): endoplasmic reticulum membrane
Molecular function (GO): 3-dehydrosphinganine reductase activity
Source: RefSeq, a predicted model, not a curated record